AUGUCGCUCACACCCGUCGACACAACCCUCAAAGCCCCUCCCGCCGAUCCAGUUCAGGAACCGCCCAAGGUGGCCAUCACACCGUGUGACCCAUGGCCUGCGCCGUAUUACUACGAGGGCGGACUACGGAGAGUUCGGCCUUAUCAUUAUACGUAUAAUACGUACUGCAAGGAGAGAUGGCGGGGGAGGACGUUGGUGGAGAUUUUCACGUCGGAGUUCAGGGAUCGGAGGCCGGAGUAUUAUAGAGAAGCAUUGGAGAAGGGAUCUGUGACUGUUAACGGCCAAGUUGCCGGCCCCGACACGGUCAUUAAGAACGGCCAGGUGAUUUCGCAUACGCUGCACCGGCACGAACCCCCCGUAACCGCCAACGAAAUCGGAAUCAUUCACGAAAGCGAUGACAUGAUCGUCAUCGACAAGCCCGCAGGUGUCCCGGUACACUCUGCGGGACGGUACCACUACAACACCGUCGUCGAGAUCCUGCGCGCCCAGCGCAGUCCGCAUUUCCUUCCUAGGCCGUGUAACCGUCUGGACAGGCUCACAUCGGGUGUUAUGUUUAUCGGGAAACAUCCCAAGGGCGCGGAGGUGAUGGCGGACAAGUUGAAGCAGCGGACUGUGCAGAAGGAGUAUGUGGCUCGUGUAAAGGGGAAGUUUCCAGACGGAGUGGUUAUUUGCGAUCAGCCGGUUAUGCAGGUUAGUCCGAAGUUAGGACUGAAUCGUGUUCGCGCGACAGGUAAAGAGGCAAAGACCAAGUUCCGUCGACUUGCAUAUUACCCGCCCCAACCUGUCCAGACAGUCGUCGACGAGGCAAACGGUGAACGUGCGGCAACACCACCUCCGGCCCUCUCCAACGAAGACGAAGGCUACAGUAUCGUCCACUGCCUCCCGCUCACCGGCCGCACACACCAAAUCCGCGUCCACCUGCAAUUCCUCGGCUACCCCAUCACCAACGACCCCAUCUACUCCAACCGCCGCGUCUUCGGCCCCAAUCUCGGCAAGAACGAGUCCUCCGCUGACCGCGACGGCGAGAUCAUCGAUCGUCUGUCCACAAUGGGCAAGACAGAACUCCCUGACACAGUUCACUCAUACCGCACGCAUCUCACCGCCGCCCCAGACGUCCCACCAGGCACAGACCCUAAGUUAGUCAACGAGAUCAUGACUCGCGAGCACGAAGAAGCAUCCAUAAGAUACCUUCGCCGCAAAGGCGAAAUGCUCUCCGGAAAGACAUGCGAAAUUUGCGGAACAGAAUUAUACAGUGAUCCCGGUGUACAUGAACUCGGUAUAUUCCUGCACGCAGUCGCAUACGCUGAUCUCGAGGGUGACUGGAAGUAUCGUUCUAAGAUGCCUUCCUGGGCUCUGCCUCCGCAGGGUUGUGAGGGGCCGCAGGAGGUCCCGGAUUGGGUGUUUGGGCCGGAGAGUGAGGAGGUUGUUUAUGGGCAUGGAGUUGUGCCUGAGAGUUUGGAUGAUGAGCCUAAGGGGCAGGGUGGAAAGGAUGGUGUAGUUAAAGGAAAACAGGGCGUGCCGAGUCUUAUAAGGGGAGUUGGGAUGGUUGAUGUUGAGAAGGAUGGGUUGCCGGAGACUUGA
Aspergillus chevalieri is the source of this 1581-nucleotide messenger RNA. Its product is annotated as pseudouridine synthase family protein. Gene Ontology annotation, molecular function: pseudouridine synthase activity; RNA binding. The record is from RefSeq and is a predicted model, not a curated record. The transcript is spliced from 2 exons. Lineage: Eukaryota; Fungi; Ascomycota; Eurotiomycetes; Eurotiales; Aspergillaceae. Bases 1 to 1581 code for a protein of 526 amino acids. Gene Ontology annotation, biological process: pseudouridine synthesis.